AACCAAGCAAGAACCAGAUUUCAAGAGAGCACAGAGAUAGAGAGAAGAGAGGCACCAAACCCUAAAUGGGUCUAACCCCGAGAUUUUAAAACCCUUCUUUUAUGAUUUUGAGGCAAAUGUCGUCUCUUCCUUCCUUAAUCUCUUCUUCAUUUCUCCUCCUCUUCUGUUUCUCUCUCUCUAAUGCAGAGCAAAACCCGGAAGCUUCUAUCCUCUACUCAUGGCUUCACUCUUCUUCUUCUUUUCUUACGCCUUCCUCUCUUUCUCUCUUCAACUGGAACUCAGCCGACACCACUCCUUGCAAAAACUGGACUUUCAUUACAUGCUCACCUCAAGGCUUCGUCACCGACAUCGACAUCCAAGCCGUUCAAAUCGAGCUACCUUUACCCAAUAGUCUCCCUGAGCUUCCUUCUCUUCAGAAACUCACUAUCUCCGGCGCUAACCUCACCGGAACCAUACCGGAGAGUCUCGGAGACUGUCUCGCUCUCACGGUUCUUGACCUAAGCUCAAACAGUUUAGUGGGUGACAUUCCUUGGAGCUUAAGCAAGCUUCAUAACCUAGAAACCCUAAUACUCAACUCCAACCAGCUCACCGGAAGAAUCCCACCGGAGAUCAGUAAAUGUUCCAAACUCAAGAGCUUAAUCCUCUUCGAUAAUCUCCUCACCGGAAGUAUCCCUUCGGAGCUAGGGAAGCUCUCUGGUCUCGAAGAGAUAAGAAUCGGAGGAAACAAAGAAAUCUCCGGCAAGAUCCCACCGGAGAUCGGAGACUGUUCUAACCUGACAGUUCUGGGAUUAGCCGAGACGAGCGUCUCUGGAAACCUACCUUCCUCUUUAGGUAACCUCAAGAAGCUGCAGACACUCUCCAUUUAUACUACAGAGAUAAGCGGAGAGAUUCCUCCAGAGUUAGGCAACUGCUCUGAGCUUGUGGACAUCUUCUUGUACGAGAAUAGCUUGUCUGGUUCAAUCCCCCGAGAGAUAGCUAAGCUCACGAAGCUCGAACAGCUCUUCCUAUGGCAGAACAGUCUCGUCGGUGGUAUCCCUGAAGAUAUAGGAAACUGCAGCAACCUCAAGAUGAUAGAUUUGUCUCUAAACCUCCUCUCUGGUUCGAUUCCUGUCUCCAUCGGUCGUUUGUCUUUUCUCGAAGAGUUUAUGAUCAGCGACAACAACUUCUCCGGUUCCAUACCAACAACUAUCUCCAACUGUUCGAGUCUUGUUCAGUUACAGCUCGACAAGAAUCAGAUCUCUGGUUUGAUACCGACCGAGCUUGGAACACUCACAAAGCUUACUCUGUUCUUCGCUUGGUCUAACCAGCUAGAAGGAAGCAUCCCUCCCGGUUUAGCAGACUGUACCGAUCUCCAAGCGUUGGAUUUAUCGCGUAAUGCUCUAACCGGAACAAUCCCUUCCGGUUUGUUUAUGUUAAGGAACUUAACAAAACUUCUCUUGAUCUCAAACUCUCUCUCUGGCUCCAUACCUCAAGAGAUUGGUAACUGCAGCUCUCUGGUGAGACUGAGGCUAGGUUUCAACAGGAUCACUGGGGAGAUCCCUUCUGGUAUCGGGUCACUCAAAAAGUUGAACUUCCUCGACUUGUCGAGCAAUAGGCUACACGGGAAGGUUCCUGAUGAGAUAGGAAGCUGCUCGGAGUUGCAGAUGAUUGAUCUUAGUAACAACUCUCUUCAAGGCUCGUUACCUAACACGGUUUCUUCUUUAUCCGGUUUACAGGUUCUUGAUGUUUCAGCGAACCAGCUUUCAGGCAAGAUUCCCGCGAGUUUAGGGAGACUUGUGUCCCUAAACAAACUGAUCUUGAGCAAGAAUAUGUUCUCAGGAUCGAUCCCUAGCUCCCUAGGUAUGUGUUCAGGGCUGCAGCUUCUUGAUCUCGGAAGCAACGAGCUCUCUGGUGAGAUCCCUUCAGAGCUUGGAGAUAUUGAGAAUCUUGAAAUUGCGUUGAAUGUUAGUAGUAAUAGACUCACUGGGAAGAUACCUUCUAAGAUUGCGUCUCUCAAUAAGCUCUCGAUUCUUGAUAUCUCACACAACAUGCUUGAAGGAGAUCUUGCUCCACUUGCCAACAUCGAGAAUCUCGUCUCCCUCAACAUCUCUUACAAUAGCUUCUCUGGUUAUCUACCAGACAACAAGCUUUUCAGACAGUUGCCUCCUCAAGAUCUCGAAGGAAACAAGAAACUCUGUUCCACGUCAGCUAAAGAUUCUUGUUUUCUGACUUACGCCAAUAGCAAUGGACUUGCGGGUGAUAAGGAAACUUCUCGCGCAAGAAACCUCAGGUUAGCACUCGCGCUUUUGAUCUCCCUGACGGUUGUGUUGAUGAUUCUCGGCGCUGUGGCGGUGAUCCGAGCGAGGAGGAACAACGAAAACGAAAGAGAUUCGGAGCUGGGAGAAACGUAUAAAUGGCAGUUCACACCGUUUCAGAAGCUCAACUUCUCGGUAGAUCAGAUCAUAAGAUGUUUAGUUGAGCCUAACGUGAUUGGUAAAGGAUGUUCAGGGGUAGUGUACCGUGCUGACGUGGACAACGGCGACGUUAUAGCCGUGAAGAAGCUUUGGCCAGCGAUGGUUAACGGGGGUAACGAUGAGAAGCCUGAUAAAAACGUGAGAGAUUCGUUUUCAGCGGAGGUUAAAACACUGGGGACGAUCAGACACAAGAACAUUGUUAGGUUUCUUGGAUGUUGUUGGAACAGGAACACAAGGCUUUUGAUGUAUGAUUACAUGCCUAAUGGUAGCUUAGGGAGCUUGCUUCAUGAGAGACGAGGCUCUGCGCUUGAUUGGGAUCUUAGGUACAGAAUCUUGCUUGGUGCAGCUCAAGGUUUAGCUUAUCUACACCAUGAUUGCCUCCCACCCAUUGUUCAUCGCGAUAUCAAGGCCAAUAACAUUUUGAUCGGUCUUGAUUUUGAACCGUACAUUGCGGAUUUCGGUUUAGCUAAGCUUGUUGAUGAAGGUGACAUUGGCCGGUGCUCUAAUACUGUCGCUGGAUCUUAUGGUUACAUUGCUCCAGAGUAUGGUUAUAGCAUGAAGAUUACAGAGAAGAGUGAUGUUUACAGCUACGGUGUGGUGGUUCUUGAAGUGUUGACCGGGAAACAACCUAUAGAUCCGACCGUACCGGAAGGGCUUCAUUUGGUGGAUUGGGUGAGGCAGAAUAGAGGCAGCCUCGAAGUUCUUGACUCGAGUCUGAGGUCAAGAACCGAGGCUGAAGCUGAUGAGAUGAUGCAAGUGUUGGGCACUGCUUUGCUUUGUGUGAAUGCGUCUCCUGAAGAGAGACCCACUAUGAAAGAUGUUGCGGCUAUGCUCAAGGAGAUCAAGCAAGAGCGUGAGGAGUAUGCGAAAGUUGACUUGCUACUGAAGAAAUCUCCCCCACCAACAACGAAAACGCAGGAAGAAGGUAGUAAUAGGAAUGAGAUGACGGUGGCUGCAGCUUCCUCUUCCAAAGAGAUGAGACGGGAAGAGAGAAUAGUGAAGAGUAACAAUACUAGUUUCUCUGCUUCUUCCCUGCUUUACUCAUCUUCAACCGAGUGAUAUAUAUACUAUAUAGGGUUCGAGAGUUCCGUGAGAAGAAAGCUUUUGUGUGCUGUUUGAGAAAUGUUUUCUUUUUCAUUUUAUUUACUUAUAUCAUUUUAAAUCCUUGGAGAUGUGAUGUAAAAAAAAAACAAGAAUAUAAUGAGAAACUGUGAGUCAGU
This is a messenger RNA of Eruca vesicaria subsp. sativa (arugula), 3673 nucleotides long. NCBI's taxonomy places the organism in Eukaryota, Viridiplantae, Streptophyta, Magnoliopsida, Brassicales, Brassicaceae. The record is from the annotation of a GenBank genome assembly.